AUCGGCUCAAAUUACCUCUUCUCGUUCGUGCCUCGUUCUUCGAGUCACGUCAUACAAAAGUUCUAAAGGAAAAUUCCGCAUAAAAUGGCACUCACUUUCGGUAUGUGUGAAACUCCGGGCUGUAAAACUAUGGCCAGCCUUCAGUGUCCAACUUGUUUGAAAAUAGGGAUACAGGGCUCAUAUUUUUGCACUCAGGAUUGUUUUAAACGAAGCUGGAAAACUCAUAAAGUUAUUCAUCAAUUAGCAAAAGGGACAGGUGGAGAUAAAACUUCCAACGAAUAUAAUCCAUGGCCAUUCUACAACUAUACUGGUAAAUUACGUCCUUACAAAAGGGAACCUCGCAGAGAGGUACCUGAACAGAUCAAACGGCCAGAUUAUGCUACACACCCUUCAGGGGUAUCUGUAAGUGAGCAGGCUGUAAGAGGUUCUGCUCAAAUAAAAGUCCUUGAUGAUGAAGAAAUUGAGGGCAUGCGAGUAGCUUGUAAGCUUGGACGGGAAGUGUUAGACGAAGCUGCACGUACCUGCGACGUAGGGGUCACAACAGCUGAGAUUGAUAAAGCAGUUCAUGAGGCUUGUAUAGAGAGAGACUGUUAUCCGUCUCCAUUGAACUAUUAUCAGUUUCCAGCCAGCUGCUGUACUUCUGUAAAUGAAGUGAUUUGUCAUGGAAUCCCUGAUACUAGACCACUUCAAGAUGGAGAUAUUUGCAAUGUCGAUGUAACGGUAUAUCAUAAUGGCUUUCACGGUGACUUAAAUGAAACAUUUCUAGUCGGUAAUGUAAAACCCGAAGUAAGAAAAUUAGUCGAAGUUACAUACGAGUGCUUAUCGAAAGCUAUAGAUAUUGUACGACCUGGAGAGAAGUAUAGAGAAAUCGGAAGUGUAAUUCAGAAACACGCGCAAGCACAUGGAUUCAGUGUAGUACGCAGUUAUUGCGGUCACGGAAUUCAUCGUUUAUUUCACACUGCGCCCAGUGUUCCUCAUUACGCCAAAAAUAAGGCUGUUGGUGUUAUGAAACCAGGGCAUUGCUUUACUAUAGAACCAAUGAUAUCACAAGGUACGUGGAGAGAUGAAAUGUGGCCAGAUACUUGGACGGCGGUUACUGCGGAUGGUCAGUGGUCUGCACAAUUCGAGCAUACGUUGUUGGUUACCGAAACUGGUUGUGAUAUUCUUACAAAACGGUUAACAAACGAUGGUAAACCGUGGUUCAUGGAUAGAUCAUAGUAGUAUUUCUCUGGGUAUUAUUGUCAGAUUCACGAUAUCAUUUCAAAUUUUGUGGAUAUGUAAGCAUUAUACUGCUUAAUACCUCCAUUUACUUUCGUGCGAGAUUUGUUUUUUCAAGAUUGAACUUUCCUUCUUUGGCGAGUACUAUAAUAAUACCUAUAACUCCAAUUCUCUUCUGUAAGAUACUUUUUACUAUACAGCUACUAUAACAACUAAUUUUGUAAAAGAUAAAACAAAGAAAGAAUGAACAAGGUGAAAAUGAUCUUUGAAAAAUAUAAUCUUGUUAGAUUUUUGUUUGUACCCGGCUCCUGUAUCAUAUAGAUAGAUUACUUGGAUAAUACAUAUGUACAUACAUAUAUAUAAAUGUAAUUCAAAUUGGUGAUGCGUACUGAUUGAAAUAAAAAAUGAAUUCUAUGAAUUGAUGGCAAUAUCA
Molecule: messenger RNA, 1651 nt
Organism: Megachile rotundata (alfalfa leafcutting bee)
Lineage: Eukaryota; Metazoa; Arthropoda; Insecta; Hymenoptera; Megachilidae
Product: methionine aminopeptidase 1
Biological process (GO): proteolysis
Cellular component (GO): cytosol
Molecular function (GO): metalloaminopeptidase activity
Source: RefSeq, a predicted model, not a curated record